Molecule: messenger RNA, 1430 nt
Organism: Lates calcarifer (barramundi perch)
Lineage: Eukaryota; Metazoa; Chordata; Actinopteri; Centropomidae
Product: P2Y purinoceptor 1-like
Exons: 1
Coding region: 243-1238 (331 amino acids)
Biological process (GO): G protein-coupled receptor signaling pathway
Cellular component (GO): membrane
Molecular function (GO): neuropeptide receptor activity
Source: RefSeq, a predicted model, not a curated record
GACCAGUUCAGUGCUUUUCCAAUCAUAGAGUAAUAAGCAGUGGUUGUGCACAAAAGAGUAAAUGGACAAAACUUGCAUACAUGUGUGGAUUGUGGCAUGACAAUUUAUCUUUGAUCUCAUGUAUGCAAAACUUUACACAGGAAAUCCUCUUUUAACAAAUAGGUCAUGUAUAUUUUCACUGCCCAGAAGCCAGAUCACCCACAGAGGUUUGAUUUUCAACAAACUCCUUUCCAGAAGACAGAAUGAAUCAAACCUCCUGUGCUAAUUUCACCCUACCAAUAGACUAUGAACACAGAUUCCUGCCUUCAGUUUACAUCAUAGUGUUCAUCAUUGGUCUGGUAGCUAAUGGAUGGGGAUUCAAAACCUUGCCACAGAAAUGGAAGAAGCUGGGGAACAUCAGUGUGUUUGUUCUCAACCUUGGACUGGCAGAUAUUUUAUAUCUGCCUGUACUCCCAUUUUUGGUAGUGUACUACUUUAAGAGGAAUACAUGGAUCUUUGGAGAUACAUUCUGCAAGAUAACAAGAUUCUUCUUCAAUCUGAAUUUAUAUGGCAGCAUUGGAUUCCUUACUUGUAUAAGUGUGUACAGAUACCUGGCUAUUGUUCAUCCAAUGAGAGUGUUGGGAAGAAUAACUGUCACCCAUUCUGUGGCUGUCUCAGUCAUGGUUUGGCUGUUGGUGGGAGUUCAGAGUCUUCCAGACAUGUUCUACACCAAGACAAUUGGAAACACCACUGGGAAAUGUUUCUAUACCACCUCCAAUGCCUAUGUUGAGGAUUAUCUGAAAUACAGCCUUGGAUGGACAUUCACUGGGUUUUGUAUCCCAUUCCUCAUCACACUGGGUUGCUAUGGACAUGUGAUCGCUGUUCUCUGUCGCAAAAAUACCACUGAUAAGGUACUGAAACAGAAAUGUUUGAAGUUGUUAUUUAUUUUGAUCCUUCUCUUCUCUGUUUGUUACAUCCCCUAUCAUGUUCUCAAGAAUCUUAACCUCUGGUCAAGAGUUCUGUCCAAACAGAAGAUAUGCUAUGGAUGGCGUGACAGAGUCUACAUUGCUCAUCAGAUAAGUCGUGGCCUUGUGUGUCUGAACAGUGCUCUCAACCCUCUGGUUUACUUUCAUGGAAAUGAAGAAAUUCCUGCUCAGCUCAGACAGCUGCUCCAGCGAGCUCGUCAGAUGCUCAACCGUAUGUUUCUGUCAAACUCUGGCUCUGUGACUGUGGCACAAACUGCAGAUGAAGUUACAUAACAAGAGUUAAGAGUUCUAUAUUAUUGGUUUAAUAACAAAUAGCUUGAAGUGUUGCUCAGCUAGUGGUGUAUAAUGUAAUUGUGAAUCUUUCUCUGGAGUGUUGCAUACUAAUACAUUUGCUGUAAUAUGGUUGUCAUGAUGCUGUUGCCACAUGCUGUCAAAUCUUCCAAAUAAACAGGAAAUUCAGAUAAA